AUGAGUUCUUCAGCCGCAUUCUCUGCUGUUGCGACGUCGAGACCUGGUAUUGCCCGCCCGGCCCUGUCCCAAUUAGCGUACUCCCAUACCACCCAAAGUCGAAGCAUAUGCUGCGCUGCUCGGAACACCCAUGGUCCACGCAAUAAAUCAGAACGAACUUGGCCCUUUGACAAGUCUAAUCGCGAACCUCUCGCCAGCACCCGCUCUGGGUUCUCAGGCAUCUCCGCUGGCGGAAAGAUGAGUUUCUGGGAAUCCGAACGAGAACAGAUGCUAGAGCGGAUGUCAAAUUUGAGAACUCAGUUCUCCGAACGCCCUUUUGGUGCAAUCUUUGGGUAUCAAGUAGACUUCUUCAAACGAAUGGAUGAGCUUCAUCAAUCUCGGCCGGGCUCACUGUGGUCGUUCAUCGAUGCCGAGCACCCUAUGGCCAAAGAUGUUCAUCCCAAGGCACACCUCCAAGACUUCAACUUCACUCAAUCUCCAGAGAUUAGUCGAGACAAUCUUCGAUACGACCCUAUUUGUGGUCGUAUGGUACCAAAGGAACCGCAACCUGCUGUUUACUGUGCUCCUGGGAGUGAGCUGGAGGCAAAUUUUGUUGGCAACCCGUCUCUGGCUGACAAGCAUCAAUUUCAACCGGGAGCUGCCCCUAGGGAAGUUGCUCCCAAAGAGCCAUUUGACUCUCAGACAGUCGACUGCCCUCCUGGAAGCGAGCUGAAUGCCCUCUUCACCUUCAUUCCGACCAGCUACCAGAACGCUCGAACUAAGACCGGGGAUUAUCAAGAGUCUGCUCAUAAGCCUAACAUCAACAUUGAUUGCCCUCCUGGUAACGAGUUGGAGGCGUUGUUCACUUCUGAAUUUGAUCAUUCUGGUCAGACUCAAGCUGAGGUCUUCAAACCUUCAAGACACAUGAAGAAGUUGUCUGUGGAUGCUGGCUUGAAGUCUGGGGAAAGCGUCGAAUGCGCUCCUGGUAGUGAGUUGGAGGCCCUGUUUGCUUCAAACCCUGCCAUUGGUAUGGAUCAAGCAUAUCCGUUGAAGGAUCAUGAAACGUAUCCUCUUGAGUCCACAAAUACCUUGGUUGACUGUUCCCCGGGAAAUGAGCUGGAUGCAAAGUUUGCUUCUAAUCCUUCCUUUGGGAUAGCUGGCGACAAUGCUGAAGCCAUUGUUGACUGCCCACCGGGCAGUGAGUUGGACGCGAAGUUGAUCGCCGAGUCGAUCUCCACGACUGAAUAUGGACAGUUCCAACCCUCUUUAGUCGCUGAUGAUCUCCAUACUCAACAGGCCAACAUCACUCAAGACUGCCGAUCUGGCAAUGAGCUAGAAGCCAUGUUCAUUACCAAGGCAGCUGGUGGCAGCCCUGCCUUGACUGAGGAUCUGAGUUCUUUGCAAGCCAGCGAUAUCCGGGCUCGUUAUGAUUUGUUGGAUGCAGAUAUCAAGCCCCAGUCCUGUUCGUCCAAUGAUAUCGAAUUAUCUGGCACUGAAGACCGUCUUGGCGACUACUUCCAACAAGCCAAAAAUAGCUCCAUCUCGGAGACUCAGGAGCCCCCGGCUGCUGUCUACCGCAUUCUGACUUAUGAUUCUUCCGCAUCGCAAGUAACCACAGCCGAGUCUGACUUGUUCUUUGGUGUGAACGAAUCCUGUCCUCUGGUCGAGGUCUUGUCUCGCCUUCAAAACCCUGGCAAGUUCGUCCCAUACUUCGAACAGAUGCAGCGUGAUGGCUAUGAGAUUAUCACUGGCGGCGGUGACAUUCUGGUCUUCAGAAAGGCGGACAAUGUCACCUCCCAAGCCCCCACCAAGCGUGACCCUGCUCCUCAAAUGGAGACCGCCCAGUUUCUUCGACAUGACUCCGAACCCACCAGAGCUUCCGCCAGCUCCUCGAGCCCAUCUUUCACCAACCAGCCACCCCCAACCCCUGGAUCAAGAAGUGUGGAGGAACCCGUGUCUUCCCACCCAGAGUCAAUUUCCCACAAGAUUUUUCGCCGGGUAAUCUUGACUAGUACAGCCACGGCAGCAUCAUGCUAUGCUAUCGGGGUGGUUGUUGAGUACUUCCGUACUGGAGGAACAGACGGUUACGGCAUCGAUGGCUUCACUGCCUUCGAGUCAGAGCGGCGUCACCGGGAUUAA
Molecule: messenger RNA, 2118 nt
Organism: Penicillium pulvis
Lineage: Eukaryota; Fungi; Ascomycota; Eurotiomycetes; Eurotiales; Aspergillaceae
Exons: 2
Coding region: 1-2118 (705 amino acids)
Source: RefSeq, a predicted model, not a curated record